CUAUGUGCCUGGAUUUAAUGAGAGACACGCGACUCAACAAUAAGCCCAUAUUGCAAUCAGCCAGAAGUCUGUACUAGCACACGCCACUAAGCCAGGAGCAUCAACCUUCCUAUCUGUAUGCUGAUAACCCCAUGCAAAGUCCAACCAGGCUACAGCUUGUGGAAUUAUUUGGAUCCUUCUAGCUGCGGUGAUUUACAGCGAUCCCAGCGGUACAGGUGCUGCAGGCUUGUUACAUAGUAGCGCAGGAGAGAGAGAGAAGAGGAUGGAACCCAGUCGCAUCUGCGCUUUGACGUUUCUCAUCCUGAUAUUGCAGCAGGUGUCUAGCUCCGGGGUCUUCCAGCUGGAACUUCAUGAGUUUAUUCAUGCCAAUGGGAUACUGGCGAGUGGGGCUUCGUGCUUGCCCAGCUGCAGGAUCUUCUUCAAGAUAUGCUUGAAGCACUAUCAGAUGGUGGUCUCGCCCGGCUCCUGCACUUUUGGCAGUGUGGUCACCCCAGUGCUUGGCUCAGGCUCCUUCAUCAUAGGGAAUAUUGAAGGCUUCACCAAUCCUAUCAGGUUGCCCUUCAACUUCACAUGGCCGAAAACCUUUUCACUGAUCGUUGAAGCUGUACAUAAGCCUACAGCUUUAAAUCAGAAGGAAAUUCCGGUCAGUAAAUUUACAAUCCAGAAACCCCUAAAUGUUAGUGAAGAGUGGUCCAGAGAUGUCAUGUUAGGGGAACCGCAGACACAGCUGAGAUACUCCUAUAGGGUAGUCUGCAGUGAGCACUACUAUGGCGAAAGCUGUUCUAGACUCUGCAAGCCUCGUGAUGACCGUUUUGGACACUACGUAUGUGAUUCUAAUGGCAGCGUGGCCUGUCUGAAGGGAUGGAAAGGAGAAUAUUGCUCAAAACCAAUAUGUCUUGAUGGGUGCAGUGAGCUAAAUGGUUUCUGCGUCAGUCCCGGAGAAUGCUCAUGUCGUCCUGGAUGGCAGGGUCGUUUCUGCAAUGAGUGCAUUCCCCAUAAUGGAUGCAGACACGGAACGUGUCAAACGCCGUGGCAGUGCAUAUGUGACGAGGGCUGGGGGGGCCUAUUCUGCGACCAAGAUUUGAACUACUGCACCCACCAUAAGCCCUGUAAAAAUGGAGCCACAUGUAUGAACACUGGACAGGGCAGCUUCACGUGUUCUUGCCGGGCUGGAUAUAUUGGGGUGAAUUGUGAGGAGAAGAUCAAUGAAUGUGAUAGUAACCCGUGCCGGAAUGGUGGCAGCUGCACGGAUGUGGAGAGCGGUUAUGUUUGUGAAUGUCCCCAAGGAUACUAUGGAACCCACUGUGAACACAGUGUAUUAAAUUGUGCGGACUCCCCAUGCUUUAAUGGUGGCACAUGCAGAGAGCGAGAAAACGGUGCCAGCUACGCCUGUCAGUGCCCACAAGGUUACACAGGAUCCAACUGCGAAAAGAAAGUGGACCGCUGUACCAGCAACCCUUGCCUGAAUGGUGGUCAGUGCUCCAUCUUCGGUUACACACCAUUGUGCCGCUGCCGUCCAGGAUAUACGGGGCCAACCUGCGCAAUUAAUAUAAAUGAGUGUGCAAAGAAUCCGUGUUUCAAUGGAGGAACCUGCUAUGACUUGCCGGGUGACUAUGCCUGCAUUUGUCCACCAGGAUUAACAGGGAAGACUUGUGAAGUAAUAUCCAGAGAUGGAUGUUCUGUCAAUCCAUGUAAUAAUGGAGGAUCAUGUCUUCCGGUGCCUUAUGAAAAUCCUGCUUGUGUUUGCGCUGUUGGCUUCACGGGAAGCCAUUGUGAACUUCCAGCUAGCACGGCAAAGUCUUUGGAAUUUCCUUGGGUUGCUGUGUUUAUGGGUGCGGGCAUGGUAGGGCUGCUGGUUUUAUCGUGUAUGAUUUUUGUGGUUGUGAGACAUUUCCGUCAGCAGCCGAUACAGGACACAAAGACGAUGAACAAUUUAUCAGAUUUCCAGAAAGACAAUCUGAUACCAGCCUCACAAUUAAAGAAUAUAAACAAAAAAAAGGAGCUGGAGGUGGACUGUGGUCUGGAGAAGUCAAACUACAAGCUUAAAAACCACACCUUAGACUGUAACAUAAGCAGUGGACUAAUUGGUGUGGUUAGUAAUGGGAUUGGAAAAGGAGACAAAUACUAUAAUAGUGAAAAAUGUUUAGAAGAAGAAAAGUUCCCUCUGCGUCUACACAGUGAGAAGCCAGAGUGUAGAAUAUCAACGAUAUGUUCUCCGCGGGAUUCAAUGUACCAGUCCAUUUAUGUGAUAGCGGAGGAGCGGAAUGAAUGUGUGAUAGCUACAGAGGUGUAACCCUUAAGUUGAGCAUUCAGAAGUGCAACUUUAGCAUUCUCUUGAGGGGCCAUAAAGAGGAGGCAUGCCAUGUAGCCAUGUUUACAAAUCGGGACUGGAGGUGAUUUUGAUCACGUACAUGCAACUAGCUGCUUUCAGAAGAUCUGUUCAUCUGAGCUGAAGGGGACAGACUGUGAAUUUGCAGGAGAUGCAAUGGACUUCAAGCCCUGGCUCUAGAGUUUAGGAAUUUGAUCAACUGAAUGUAAUAAAACUGGAAGAAAUAGAAGCAACAUGAAGAUAGACCAGUUAUGAUUGCAAGCUCGUUUCUUAAAGUGUCCUUUUCAGACUUCACACUCCAUGGCAUUAAGUAAAGUUGCAAAUGUGAGGAGCUGACAGUAAUGGAUGUUGGCAAUCCAUGCCAUAUAGAGCAUACAUUCCAACAAGGUGAAUGGGAUCCGUUUCCUAUGCAGAAUGAAACUUUUUAUCAAGGUCCUGGUGUUGUCCUACUGUGUUAAGAAGUGCCUAAAGAAUGUCCCAAGAGUCCACUUUGUGUUGGCUGAGAACUGCUUUCCCAUUAAUACCUGAACAGUAUUAAGCUAAGAAGAAUUAUUAUUAUUUUUAUUUUAUUUUUUCAUUCUUGCUAUAGACUUUUUGGGAUAGACUCAUGGAAAGUGACAUGUGGACAUUGCUAUUAAAUGUUGUUGAUAAAGAAAACGCACAGACUGAAAGUCUGUGCGAGUCUUCGGCCAGCAAACUCUAGUCCAUGCCUUACAUUGCAUGACAAAUCAAUCAAGCUGGCCACUUUUUAAUAAUUUUUGCACUACUGAGAAUUGUGAUUUAGAACUUUAUUUUUUACUUAAACAGAGAACACUAUAUCAGUUUGGUAUCAUGUCGGUUUUUUUCCUCACAGCCUUAAUAUUAUGUAAAUGUAUCAAAUGCCCAAAAUAACAUUCAUACUACAUGUUGGGUUAUAAGUUGUGUUCAAUUUUUUUUUUUUUUAUGUUUUUCUAUAAUUUAUUUACAGUGACCAUUACUGCCAUAAAGCUGAACUCUCAAGUGACUUCAUUUUAGUCCUUUUCUUUUAUUCAGGAUUUCCGUUUAAAAAAAAAUAGCUAUUGUAAAGUCAGUGGCUGCUCGGAAUAUACAAAUUUUAAUGUAAAUUAUAAAAAAAAAAAAAAAAAAUUUGUUUGUAGUUUUUUUGUAGAUUUUUUUUUCUUUUUUUUCUUUUUGUGUGUGUGUGUUUAAAGGGGCUAGGAAGGCUGCCUCAUUCCAGUAUUUUGUGUCUGGAGAGCUUCAGGAUUUUUUUUAUUUUUUUAUUUAUUUUAUUUUUAUGCAAUAUUAUCCAUACUUACAAGUGGUUGCAAAAUAACAAUGUUUGAAGAACCGCUUUGAUAGCUGUGAUCUAAAAGGCUACACAUGCCUGUUAUAAAGCAUUGGUUAAUCCUGAAGAAUGAUGGACACUAUUAAUUACAACUGUAGUAUCCACUUUGACUUUCUCCAUUAUAACCUCUACAGUACUAUCAUAGCCUUAAAGGCUGCAUCAGCAACACAAGACUUGCAUUUAAUAAAAGAUAUUUGGCUGUAGUUCAUAUCCCUUUUUAUUUUGUGGUUUGUUUGUUUUUUUUAUUUUUGUUUGUUUUUUUUAACCUAGCAUUUCAAUAAUUUAAUGUUGAAUCAAAAGCACUGAACUUUUUACAUUU
Molecule: messenger RNA, 3972 nt
Organism: Pseudophryne corroboree (corroboree frog)
Lineage: Eukaryota; Metazoa; Chordata; Amphibia; Anura; Myobatrachidae
Gene: DLL4
Product: delta like canonical Notch ligand 4
Exons: 12
Coding region: 263-2293 (676 amino acids)
Biological process (GO): multicellular organism development; negative regulation of Notch signaling pathway; cell communication
Cellular component (GO): plasma membrane
Molecular function (GO): calcium ion binding; Notch binding
Source: RefSeq, a predicted model, not a curated record